AGUGAACAACAGGUGCAAAACAAUAAGGGGGAACCUAUAACUGUCAGUCCGGAACCAUUUGAGUACCCGGCAAUAAAAAAACAGAUGUUACCUUUGCAGUGAACCACGAACUUAGUACCUACAUAGAAGCAUGUCUGCUGUUUAAUUUAUUGUUAAAUAAUUAUUUUGUGACUGUGUUAGUUUACAUAUUGUUGUUGUUAUCUCCGGAUUAAAAAUUCAAGAUGAGUGAUAGUGAACCCGCAAUUUCUUUUAAGGAUCUUCCUCUAACUUUUAAGGUGAAAUAUUUAGGUCGACAUCCAGCCAAAGGCCUCUGGGGAAUGAAGCACACGAGAAAACCAGUAGAUUACUUAGUAUCCCAGGCAAAAAAUCUUCCUCCUGAUGUCAUUCUCCCCAUAAUAGAUUUUCAAGUCACCCAAGAUGGAGUCAGCUACGUGGAAUCGGCAAAUAAAAAAGUACACUCAGAGCCAGUGAGGUUUGCUGUGGAUAAAAUAUCGUACGGUGUUCAGGAUUUGGUAUAUACCAGAGUUUUUAGUAUGAUUGUAGUUACGGAAGACAACCUCGACAACGGUAUUCCUUUUGUAUGUCAUAGUUUUGUUUGUGAAUCUAGGGAUCAAGCUAGAAGGAUCACGUACGCUUUAGCUGCAGCUUUUCAAGAUUAUGGCAGAAAGGUUAAGUCCGAGAAUGGAGAAAGAACUGUUAAAAAGUUUGCUAUCGAUUUACGAACGCCAGAAGAGCAGGCUGCUGCUUCUGAUGGAGAAACUGACGCUUAGAUCCUUAGAUUUCCUAAAUUUGUUUUAUGACAAAGCUGUUUUUGAUAUUUUUAGAACGUAAUGUUUUCCAUUUUUUAAAUAUUAAAUAUUGUUAAGGA
Molecule: messenger RNA, 868 nt
Organism: Diabrotica balteata
Lineage: Eukaryota; Metazoa; Arthropoda; Insecta; Coleoptera; Chrysomelidae
Source: the annotation of a GenBank genome assembly